UUCCGUAUUUCAUAUUAAUAUGUAGUACAUCUUAAAUUAAUCAAAUCGAAAGUCGAAACCCAAACCAAGCAGCAGCCAUGGCCAACAACAGAAACCAAAGAUGGUCUCUCAAGGGGAUGACCGCUCUCGUCACCGGCGGCAGCCGCGGUAUCGGGCGAGCCACGGUGGAAGAACUUGCAGAAUUUGGGGCCACCGUUCACACAUGCUGCCGAAGCCAGGAAAAUUUGGACAAAUGUUUAAAAGAAUGGGAAGAAAUGGGUUUGAAAGUGAGUGGCUCUGUAUGCGAUGUGCAAAGCAGAGAACAGAGGAAGAAGCUGAUGGAAACAGUGUCGUCUCUGUUCAAUGGCAGCCUCAACAUUCUGGUGAAUAAUGCUGGGACAACGUCGGAGUUGAAGACGGCGGCAGAAGUAACAGAGGAAGAGAUUUGGAGUGUAAUGAAUACAAAUUUUGAGGCAUCGUUCCAUUCUAGCCAACUUGCAUAUCCAUUGCUGAAAGCUUCUGGUAAUGGAAACAUUGUGUUCAUAUCCUCUGUUUCAGGAUUGAUGGCCCUUCCUUAUUCUACACCAUAUGCUGCCUCUAAAGCUGCCAUAAAUCAAAUGACAAAGAACUUGGCAUGCGAGUGGGCGAAAGAUAACAUCCGUGUAAACGCAGUGGCUCCAUGGAUCAUCAGAACUCGCUUUGUGGAGCCUCCCAAUGAUGAUCCAAUAUAUGUAAAAUCGAUGGAACAACUAUUGUCAGUAACACCUCUUAAACGCGCUGGGGAACCACAUGAAGUUUCGUCAAUGGUUGCAUUUCUUUGUCUUCCAGCUGCGUCAUAUAUUACUGGACAACUUUUUGUUAUUGAUGGUGGCCACACUGUCAAGGCUUACCCCAUCUCCGAUCUCUGAAACUAAACUAAAUUAUUGCUUUUCAAAUCUCAUUUUCGUCUUCUACUCCGUAUUUCCUUCCAUUUUUGUCUUUGUAAUUGUAGCAUAUCUAUAGCUUUAAUUCCAAACCUAUAUUUCUCGAGCCUUUUUGCUUACAGAAAAUGUAAUCGUACA
Molecule: messenger RNA, 1040 nt
Organism: Benincasa hispida (wax gourd)
Lineage: Eukaryota; Viridiplantae; Streptophyta; Magnoliopsida; Cucurbitales; Cucurbitaceae
Product: tropinone reductase homolog
Molecular function (GO): oxidoreductase activity
Source: RefSeq, a predicted model, not a curated record